GCACUUGAAACUGGCCAAGCUGGCCAAGCAUGUGCUCAAGGCCUUGUGGUGCCACAGUUGCCAGCGAUUUCUCAGAGCGACCCAGCUCUUAGGCAUCUUGCUGACACAUGAAGGCUGCGGGGCUUGCAUUGAUUUUAGCUUUUGCAGCUGGAGGCAUUUUUGGAACUGAAGCAGGGACAUGGAGGCUUCAGCGAGUCGUGAAUUUUGUUUGGCGCAAUCUGGGAGUUGAUAUACGCUUGCAGCGCGCAUACCAGCAUCCAUUUUCUGGGUACGGGCUAUACAACUUUUCCACAGAAAGCUGGCCAAGUAUUGAAAGGCGACCUUUGUCUUCCUUGACUUCCGAUGAAUUCAAGGAAAGAUAUGUGAAAGGGCGCAGACCUGUGAUUUUGACCGACAUCAAACCACAGCUUCAGUGGACUCCGAAGAACCUUUCUCUUCGAUGCGGAACAAUGCCAGUCUCUUUUGAUCGUCGCUAUUCUGCCGGAUUGAGAGCCAUUCCUUCAUGGAUGAGGAAGUUGUUUUUGGACUCCAGAACAUUGCUCACAUAUAACCACACGACUGAACAUGUCCUGGAGGCGAUGCAUGCAUCCACGACUUUGGAAGAGUAUGUGAGCAGAUUGGACAAGGAUCAAAACUCGAUUUCCCUUGCAAAGAAAGUCACAGAUGGCCGUUUAUACUCUGGAAAUAUUGCUGACUACAUUUUCCCAGUUAUGCUUAGUGCGCAACACAUAGAACGCGGUCACUGUGAUGACUUGAUAAGUGAAGGCAAGGCUGUUUUGCGAAGGUUGAUCGAAUUUGCAGCUGCGGGGCGCCACGACCCUCCAAAGUUCGGAGCAAUGAAUCCAGUCCUGUUUGUUGCUCCUGCUGGAUCAAGAGCCAUUCCACUGCAUCAACAUGGUCCAUUCAAUGACAAUUUGCUUUGGAUGCUUCACGGCUCCAAAAAGAUUGUGACUGUUUCUCCUUCUUCAACAGAGUGGCUCUACGAGAGGCCUGAAUUUGGAGGCAGCGAGUAUGCAGACCGAGUCUUCUCUGCUGACGUUCUGGAGCCUGAUGCAAGUGUUCAACCAGAUGUCCGGCAUGUUCGUGGCAUGGAAGGAAUCAUUUCUGCGGGUGAGCUGAUCUAUCUUCCUGUCAAUGUCCCGCAUGCUAUUCAGACACAGGAUGGGACAAGCGUGAUGCUUGCCUGGCAAAUGCCAGUUCCUGGAAUAGCGCGACUAUUCUGGAUGAAGACAUGCUCUUUCUUGGAGGAGUUGUCUGAUUUCCCACCAUGGGCUGAGAAAUGCGCAAUCUUGAAGAAACUGAUGAGCGAGAACCAAGAAGCUUCAGAUUGAACAGGGAAAAAAC
Molecule: messenger RNA, 1344 nt
Organism: Cladocopium goreaui
Lineage: Eukaryota; Dinophyceae; Suessiales; Symbiodiniaceae
Source: the annotation of a GenBank genome assembly